Messenger RNA from Gekko japonicus, 1301 nucleotides. It is a transcript of the gene RENBP, whose product is annotated as renin binding protein. The record is from RefSeq and is a predicted model, not a curated record. The annotation marks the transcript as partial. The transcript has 9 exons. NCBI's taxonomy places the organism in Eukaryota, Metazoa, Chordata, Lepidosauria, Squamata, Gekkonidae. Gene Ontology annotation, molecular function: peptidase inhibitor activity; N-acylglucosamine 2-epimerase activity. Gene Ontology annotation, biological process: N-acetylmannosamine metabolic process; N-acetylglucosamine metabolic process; carbohydrate metabolic process.
GGGAUUCUUUACGUGCCUCGGCCAAGACGGGAAAGUUUACGAUGACUUGAAAUAUGUCUGGUUGCAGGGAAGGCAGGUAUGGAUGUACAGUCGCCUGUAUCGAACGGUGCCGAAGUUCCGCCGCCAGGAAGUCAUAGCAGCGGCUCGAGCAGGCGGAGAGUUCCUGAUGCGGCAUGCUUGCGCGGCCCCUCCUUCCCAGAAAUGUGCUUUCGUGUUGACCCGUGACGGGCGCCCCGUGAAGAUCCAGCGCACCAUCUUCAGCGAGUGCUUUUAUGUGCUCGGGCUAGAUGAGCUCGGGCGUGCGACCGGAGAGCCCCGUUACCGGGAGGCAGCCCUGAAGAUGAUGGAGGCCAUCGUGCACUGGGUGCGGGAGGAUCCCUCCGAGCUGGGGCGUCCACAGCUAACUGGAGCCACCCCUCACGACUCCAUGGCCGUUCCCAUGAUGCUCCUCAACCUGGUGGACCAGCUGUCGGAGGGAGACGCCGAGGCCAUGAGCCGAUUCGCCGAGCUCGGUAGCUGGUCGGCUCAGCGAAUCCUUCUGCACGUGCAGAGGAACGGCACCGCUGUGUUGGAGAACGUUUCGGAAGACGGCGAAGAGCUGCCGGGGUGCAUGGGACGACAACAGAAUCCUGGCCAUGCCAUCGAAGCCGGCUGGUUCUUGCUUCGCCACGCCCAGCGCCAGCGGGAUGCAGGCCUCGUCUCUCAGGCGGUGGAGACGUUCAUGAAACGGCCGUUCCGUUCGGGCUGGGACCCUGAACAUGGGGGUCUGUUUGCUUUCCAAGACGUCGACGGGCUCUGCCCCACCCAGCUAGAGUGGAGAAUGAAACUUUGGUGGCCUCACACGGAAGCCAUGGUGGCGUUCCUCAUGGGCUUUGCCGAGACUCGGGACCCGGAGCUCCUGGAAAUGUUUGACCAAGUCGCGAAAUACUCGUUUGCCAAGUUCAGGGAUCCAGAGGCUGGGGAGUGGUUUGGCUACCUGACCCAGGACGGCCGCGUGGCACUCUCCGUCAAAGGAGGACCAUUCAAAGGCUGUUUCCACGUGCCCCGCUCUCUGCAGAUGUGUAAGGAAAUUCUGGAGUUGCUUAUUAAGGAGGCGGAAUCCCUCAACCAGGAAUGAAACGCUCUUCGGAGUCCAGGGCCGGGUCGCCUCCAUAUUCUUACUCAAGACGGGCCCGGAUUCUCGCCGGAUCUCCCGAGAAGCCACGCGUAACACUCCCGUUGUCUGCGGCUCACUCCAAACUGCCAUCUUUCGACACGAGACUUGGCUGUCCUGUUUGAAAGAAGCUUGCUGUGGCGACAGU